GUCCAGAUUCAUUGUAUUCGUCUUUUAAUUUUACUUUUUUUUGAUGAUGGGAUGCUCUUCUUCUUCUUCUACUUCUAGUGACCGGGAGUGGUGAUUCUCAUUCCACCAAUCACGCGGCUUAAUAACUCCUUUUUAUUAUUCUUUUCUCCUCCGAGAGAAUCCCAUCUUCUUUUUUCUUCGAUAAUUGAUCAUCCAUCGAUCUCAAUCGUCCUUGUUCCAUGGCUUCCGAUGGAUUCCGCCCCCUUGACGAGAAGUCAUUACUCGACUACAUACGCUCCACGCCGUCUUUGGCGUCCAAGCUCGGCAACCAACUCGACGACUUGCAGGUUAAAGAAGUCGGCGAUGGAAACUUGAACUUCGUCUACAUCGUUAUUGGUACAGCAGGUUCCUUUGUUAUCAAACAGGCCCUUCCAUACAUACGUUGCAUAGGGGAGUCAUGGCCAAUGACAAAGGAACGGGCGUAUUUUGAGUCCAGAGCUCUAAGAGAACAUGGGCGGUUGUGCCCUGAACAUGUUCCUGAAGUGUAUCAUUUUGACCGAACAAUGUCUUUGAUUGGAAUGCGCUAUCUUGAACCUCCACAUAUUAUUCUAAGGAAAGGAUUGAUUGCCGGAACACAAUAUCCACUCCUAGCGCAACAUAUUUCAGAGUAUAUGGCGAGAUCCUUGUUCUUCACGUCUCUUCUUUACCAUACCACCUUGGAGCAUAGAAAAGAAGUUGCUGAAUUCUGUGGCAAUGUGGAGCUGUGCAGGCUAACCGAACAAGUUGUCUUUUCCGACCCUUAUAAAGUGUCUGAGUAUAACCGUUGGACUUCUCCUUAUCUUGAUGAAGAUGCUGCAGCUGUUCGGGAGGAUGAUGAUCUAAAGCUGGAAGUGGCUCAACUGAAAUCAUCGUUUUGUGAGAGAGCUCAGGCCCUUGUGCAUGGUGAUCUUCAUACGGGUUCAAUCAUGGUAACUCAAGAUUCAACUCAGGUCAUAGAUCCGGAAUUUGGUUUCUACGGGCCAAUGGGGUUUGAUAUUGGAGCAUUCUUGGGAAAUCUAAUUUUGGCUUUUUUUGCACAAGAUGGACAUGCCAAUCAGGAGAAUGAUCGCAAAGAUUAUAAAGACUGGAUUUUGAAAACAAUUGAAGAAACCUGGAAUCUCUUUCGAGACAAGUUUUUUGCUCUGUGGGAUGAACACAAGGAUGGCCCUGGUGAGGCGUAUCUUCCAGCCAUUUAUGAUAACCCGAAGCUUCAACUUCUUGCAAAACAGAAAUUCAUGACCGAUCUGUUCCAUGACACACUUGGUUUUGGAGCUGCUAAAAUGAUAAGGAGAAUUCUUGGGGUAGCACAUGUUGAGGAUUUUGAAUCCAUCUCUGAUGAUAGUAGAAGAGCCAAGUGUGAGCAACAGGCUCUUCAUUUUGCAAAGAUGGUAAUGAAGGAAAGGCGUAAAUUCAAGGGUAUCGAAGAAAUUGUUUCAACCAUUAGAGAAAUUCAUUUGAAAUCGAAAGGUGAGUAGUAGAGAUGUUCGUGUUAGUGAUUAUAAUAAAAGGUCUUUAGUCCAUUUGCAACAAACACCAGAGUGCCAUUACUCUCUUUAUAAGUACAAUAACAUCUGUCGCCUGUAAUGUUUUGUUUUUCUUGUAAAAUAUGAUUCAAAAGAGGCUUUUGCUUGUAAUUUUUCUCAUGUAUGUGUGUCUUUUGGAUG
Impatiens glandulifera is the source of this 1682-nucleotide messenger RNA. Its product is annotated as methylthioribose kinase. Gene Ontology annotation, molecular function: S-methyl-5-thioribose kinase activity. The record is from RefSeq and is a predicted model, not a curated record. The coding region runs from base 219 to 1493 and encodes 424 amino acids. The transcript is spliced from 6 exons. Lineage: Eukaryota; Viridiplantae; Streptophyta; Magnoliopsida; Ericales; Balsaminaceae.